Solanum lycopersicum (tomato) is the source of this 648-nucleotide messenger RNA. Its product is annotated as agamous-like MADS-box protein AGL80. Gene Ontology annotation, molecular function: RNA polymerase II cis-regulatory region sequence-specific DNA binding; DNA-binding transcription factor activity, RNA polymerase II-specific; protein dimerization activity. Lineage: Eukaryota; Viridiplantae; Streptophyta; Magnoliopsida; Solanales; Solanaceae. Gene Ontology annotation, biological process: regulation of transcription by RNA polymerase II. The record is from RefSeq and is a predicted model, not a curated record.
AUGGUUAAAAAGAAAGUGAAGUUGGCUUUCAUCGAAAAUAACACUGAGAGGAGAGUCUCAUAUAGAAAACGUCAAAAAGAAUUCGUAAUCAAGGCUCGUGAACUCAACACCCCUUGCGAUGUUGAAUUGGCUACCUUCAUCGAUAGCCCUUACCACAAAAAAGCUGAGGUGUUCUCAAAGUUUGAGGAUCUUACAACACAAGAAAAGCAACUUACGAAAAGAAUCAAUGAAAUUGAGAAUGAAAUCGAGAAGGUAAGGAAGGAAAAUAAGAAAAUGGAGUAUACAAACCAGAUGUAUGGAUUGUUGAAUGGUGAACAAAUUCCCAAUCGUAUGAACCCAGAAGAUCUCAGCGGUCUUACUUAUGUGAUCAAUAAAAGCCUCAAACAGGUAAAUGAUGCGAUCAAAGCAAAAAGUCACGAAGAUGGGUUUACAUCGACUGCACCUCAAACUAUUGUUGGACUCAUGGAUUCUAGUGUUACCAGCUCUGAGAUGUCAUGGGAUCCUCUUUUGGCCUCUGUUGAUGCUCCAGUACUAUCAGAGAUUCCUCUUUUGGUUCCAUCUAUUGUAACUAGUGAGACCAAUUUCGAGAAGCCAAGCGCUCCUCUUAAUUCGGUUCAUGUAACACCCAAGUUCUCAACAAGUUCUUAA